Molecule: messenger RNA, 5138 nt
Organism: Trachemys scripta elegans
Lineage: Eukaryota; Metazoa; Chordata; Testudines; Emydidae
Product: zinc finger protein 585A-like
Exons: 6
Coding region: 402-3242 (946 amino acids)
Source: RefSeq, a predicted model, not a curated record
GGGACGAUUCGACUUACCAAUCCCAGUAAAAGGUGAAGGGACAGGAUCUCGUCCUCACAUCCUCCACACGGGAGCCACGGCAUCUUCCACCGAGGCGUCUCCGAUGGGAAAGUGCCUGCAGGGGGUGCUGCCCAGGUGCCGGUGACGUCUGAGGAUGGCAGGGUCUGUUUCUCCCGGAGGAGUGGGCGGCGUUAGCAGAAUGGCCGAGGGAGCUGUACUGGGCCGUGAGGAGGGAGAACUACGCGCUGGUCACCUCGCUGGGUGAGGACUGUCUGGUGCACAGGUUAGAGGCGAAAGCAGCUCCACGCGGAAGAGCGAUCAGUCUGGACCCCUGCUGCAGGCUCUGAGAGCCCCAUCCCCCACACAAGGCAGUGAGGCUGGCCUGGCGGCUGGGUGUAGCCAUGUCCGAAGAAUCGCACCCCUCAAAGGAGGGGGCGGGAUGGCACAGCGAACUGGAGCUGGGCUGUGGAACCUUUUCUCGCGGCAUCACCAGUUCAAAUCCAGGCCACCCGGCUCUCAAACCCGAUCUCUUGUUCCGGAUUGAACGAGGGGAACAACCAGGUGUGGGGGUUCAGCUGAUCUCUGGUGGCUUAGAGCGUCCACCAGAUCCCUGCACAGGCUACGGAUUUUUCAAGCCCGAUGGUUUCUUCCGGCUUGAGCAAUGGGAGGAGCGAUACAUCGAGGCUCAGCAGAAAGUGGAGGAGAGCAAGAUCCUGGGAAGCGCCUGCGUAGCAGAGCACGGGGGUGUGAACGCAGUCGAGCAAGAAGAGAACUCGGAGAGCUUUGCUGCAGACUUGGAGCUGUCCCCCGUGGUUUGUGACAGUCCCGACGGCUCGUUUCACAGUCGGCAGCUGGGAUCCAAGAGGCAGCAGAGAAACCAGACCAGGAUCAAGAUGGAAGAAUCAGCCGGCUUCAGCAAGUGUUCAGACGCCGUCGUACGUCAGCUAGGGGCUGGGCCUUUCCAGUGUGCCGAGUGCGGGAAACGCUUCCGCCAGAAGCAGAGCCUCAUCACGCACGAGAGGAUCCACACGGGAGAGAAGCCCUACAGGUGUCCAGACUGCGGGAAGAGCUUCAGCCAGAAGCCCAACCUCCUGACUCACCGGCGGAUCCACACCGGGGAGCGCCCCUUCUCCUGCACGCAGUGUGGGAAGAGCUUCAGCCAGAAGGCCAAUCUCAUUGCCCACCAGAGAACCCACGUGGGGGAGAAGCCGCCGCAGUGGGGCGGGCUUGGGGGGAAGCCAAAGUCCCCAGCACAGCAGGGAGACCAGGAGGAAAAGCGGCCGUUCGUAUGCCCCGAGUGCGGGAAGAGCUUCACGCAGAAACCCAACUUGGUGACUCACUACCGGACCCACACGGGUGAGCGGCCCUUCAGCUGUGCCCAGUGCGGGAAGAGCUUCAACCAGAAGACCAACCUGGUGACUCACUACCGGACCCACACCGGGGAGCGGCCCUACGCCUGUCCCCAGUGCGGGAAGCGCUUCACCCAGAAGACCAACCUGGUGACUCACCAGAGCACCCACACGGAUGCACGCCCCUAUCCGUGUGGGGAAUGCCAGAAGUGCUUCAAGGACAAGGUGUCCCUGAAAGCGCACCAGAGAACCCACAGCCUGAGCCAGCCCAGACCCUGUGGGAAUGCAGAGCCAAUCCCACUCCACAGUCCCCCCGCUGUGCCGCUCCAGCCCACAGGUGCCGAGCAGGAGAGCCAGCGCGACCCCACUCAGCCAGUGCCGGCCCAGAAGAUCCCCGGAAGCCAGGCACUGUGCACGUGCACUGACUGUGGUAGCAGCUUCCCCCAGAAACCGCAUAUCCCACUGCCCCAGCAAACCCCCUCAGCAGAGCAGCCCUUCCUGUGCGUGCAGUGUGGGGAAAGCUGCCCACAAGCGGCUCUUCUGAAGCACCAGCCCGGCCAGGCCAGGGAGAGGCCCUGCGAGAGCGCCCAGUAUGGGAGAGGCCUCAGCCUGAACCAACAUCUCCUCAGACACCUGGAACCCUGCCUGGGCCCUGGCGACGCGGCGCACGCGGCCCCCGGGGCAGAGCGGCCCUUCAUCUGUAACCAGUGUGGGAGCAGCUUUAGCUUUUGGCCGGCUCUCGUUGCCCAUCAGGGCAGCCACGCAGGAUGGCAGCCGUAUCCGCUUCCGGAACGCGGGAAAGGCCUCAGGCCCCGGCUGUCCCUGCCAGCCCAGCAGGAUGCGCAGGUGGGGGAGACAGCCUGGACGUGCCCCGAGUGCCGGCGGAGCUUCAGCCAACACAGCCAGCUGGCAAAGCACCGGGAGAGCCACUGGGGCGACAGGCCCCAUCGGUGUGACGUGUGCGGGAAGAGCUUCGGCUUGAAAGCCAACCUGAUGACGCACCAGCGGCUCCACACGGGCGAGCGGCCCUUCGCCUGCAGCCAGUGCGGGCGGCGCUUCAACCAGAAGGGUAACUUGGUGACUCACUACCGGACCCACACGGGCGAGCGGCCUUUCGCCUGCCCCCAGUGCGGCAAGAGCUUCAGCCAGAAGCCCAACCUCCUCGCCCACCAGAGAACCCACGUGGGGCGGCGGCCCUUUGCCUGCACCCAGUGCCCCAAGCGCUUCAAGGGCAAGAUGUCCCUGAAGAUCCACCAGCGUGUCCACGUUGGGGAGAGACCUCCUGCAAGGCCACCGAGCGUGGAUCUGAUGGAGGCCCACGCCGGGAAGAGGUGCUGUUCCCACUCCCCAUGCGGGAAGCCCUUCAAGGAACACGUCGCCCUGGAGCUCCCCCAGCGAGUGCCCGGUGGGGAGCGGCCGUACGCCUGCCCGGAGUGUGGGAAAUGCUUCCGGCAAAAGGUCACGCUGGUCACGCACCUCCGGACCCACACCGGGGAGCGGCCGUUCCAGUGCACCCAGUGCGGGAGGAGCUUCAGCCAGAAGCCCAACCUCCUCACGCACCAGCGGACUCACACCGGCGAGCGGCCCUUCGCCUGCACCGUGUGCGGGAAGGGCUUCAGCUGGAAGCCCAACCUGGUGACCCAUUACCGCACCCACACCGGGGAGCGGCCCUACAGCUGCGGCGACUGCGGGAAGACCUUCAGCCAGAAGCCCAAUCUCCUUACUCACCGCAGAACCCACUCCCAGCAGAGACCGUACGCUUCCCCCAGCACCACGCAAGCUUCCCCCACGGGGACACCUUCACCCUGCGCCGCGGUGGGGACUGGCCCCACAUGCGCUUGGCCUGCAGAGAGUGCCUCAGCCACCACGUCCCCCACGGCAGGGAGCUCCUGAAGCCAAGCAAACAGAGAUGUGGUGUCAAUGCAGCGGGGGUGGCAGGAGCUUCGAAGAUCAGAGAGCUCUGCGUGUGCACCAGAGAGCACCCGUCCCCUGGGCGAGCCGGAAUGAGUAAAGCAUACGCCUGAUCGGCGAGCUGUAUGGUGACUGGGAUCUGGGAACGGGGGGCUAACCCGUGCUGCUGCCGCACCCCCAACACCAGACGCGGACUGGGGAACGGUACAGCCAGAAGCCAGAUCUGACUUCAUUCUGCACACACCGAACUUCAGAGAGGACACGGCUGCUGACAGCGGGCAAGCCGGCAGAUUGAUCAGCACACGUUGCUGCAGGGUGCGAAGAGACGCCGAGUACCGCUGGGAGCAGAGCGAGGGGAGGGUACAGCAAGCCGGCAGAUUGAUCAGCACACGUUGCUGCAGGGUGCGAAGAGACGCCGAGUACUGCUGGGAGCAGAGCGAGGGGAGGGUGCAGCAAGCCGGCAGGCUGGGACGCUGCGGCGAGUGUCCCGGGAAACCAAACCCUGAAAGAGACUCCCUGGGCGGGAACGGCCCGUGGAGCUCUCCCCUCUCGCCUCCCUGGAGCUCAACGUGGGGUGGGGGCGGCUCUUGGAAGCUACGAUCCAAGCUAGCCUGGGCGUAUGUUGUACCGAGGGUAUUGCUGGGUUCUGGAUCCCCCCCAGAGCCAGUUGCAGGGCAGUGAAAGGCCGCCUGGGCUGCGAGCUCCAGCCCCCGUAGACACAGUAACAGCGUCUCCCUCCCCCCCCCAGCACUUCCCGGGGGGAGGGGCAGGAGGCCCAGCCCCCAGCCCCAGAGAAGGCUGCAGUCGGUCUGAAAGCAGUGGGGGCCCCACGAGGACGAGAUGCCCUUGUUGGGGAGCGGGAAGGAGAAGCUGUGUGCUGGGGCAGAGCUCAGCUUGAUGGCAGGGCCUCCGCCCGUCAGCUCAGAACUGAAAACCAGAAGGGGCAGUGGGGGGGACAGGGGGAGCCCUGGUACCGGCUUAGCUGAGCCACCAGCCUCGGCCAGGUGUGUAAUUAGCUCCACGGCGGAGAACAGAGCCAUGGUCCAGCAUGAUACUCCCAGCUACGCUCUGCCCGUCGUCCCAGCAGUAACGUGGCGACACCGAGUCGUAUGUCCCAGAUGGGAAGAAAAGAAAUACUAAUGGCAGGAGGACUGGGGGGGUGGGGCACGCAGAGCCCAUGGCUGCGGGGACAGUAGCAUGGGAGGGGGACAUGGGGCACACACAGAGCCCCUGGCAGAUUGUGGAGGGCAGAAUGGGGGGUUGUAACAGGGAGCCCCUGUACUAGAGGGGGAAGGGAGAGUGGCACCCGGGGAGCAUGUGGGGAACAGAGGGAUGAAGGGACCCUGGUGUGUGCACUGAGUUUGGCCUGCAGCAGUGACAGCGCGUGUGGUGACCCUCUCAUAAGUUCUCUUCCUUACCUGGAAACGCAGCCAGCAGUCCCCCAGGUUGUUACAGCUAAGGGGGUAUCACCUGGGUAGGUCGGUCACUCAGCAAUGGGCCGGGCUCCGACAGCUGCCCCCCAAGGCCGUCCCCAGGGCUGUGCAUUCCCAGGCAGCGUCUGGCGCUCAGGCCUUCCCAGGAUCCCUUGCGCUGGCGGCGAAGGCACCGCCUGUGCGUGGAUUGCUGCUGCGGGGUGUUGUGGGGGCUGAAGUGCCUGCUGCAGAUGAGUGAGCAGAGGUGGGGAGGGGACAGCCUGGCCUGUGGGCGUGGCUGGGUGAACUGGACCAAGUGAUGAGAAAGAAGAAGCCAGGGCUGGUUGGGGCAGGGGGGACCAAAUCACAUCUUCACUUAGUGACAGUGAGGUGGGGCCUGCGCUGCGCCAUCUCUGCCCGGGCACCAGUCCCUGCUGGCACAAGCACCGGCUGCAGGAGCUUGGGA